Messenger RNA from Electrophorus electricus (electric eel), 3623 nucleotides. It is a transcript of the gene slc38a12, whose product is annotated as solute carrier family 38 member 12. The record is from RefSeq and is a predicted model, not a curated record. NCBI's taxonomy places the organism in Eukaryota, Metazoa, Chordata, Actinopteri, Gymnotiformes, Gymnotidae.
ACUGCAAUGGCUCUAAGGUAAAAGUAACUAGCCAGCUGACUUAGCUGUAGGACAUGGGAAACUUUAGACGUCGUAAUUUAUUAUUUAACUGCAAGCCAUUUGCUUGUAAGAUAGCUUUCACAUAGUGUGAAACCGUUACUAUGCCAAAGACCACAUGAAAAUCACUCGUUACCGCUAUAUUUGGAUUGUUUUAAUCAUAUCGUUGGCUAACUUGAAACGUAGCUAGAUUAGCUAGCAGCUAGCUGUUUCGCGGGUUGUCCAAAAGCAGAAACAUAAAUCAGCAAAGACAGGUUUGUUAGUCGUGUCGGAGUUAACGGUGAUAUAAUCAUCAUGGCUGGUGGCAUUACAGAGACGGGAGAACCAUACUCACCGUUUGUUGGCUUGGUGUACAUGUUCAACUUGAUUGUGGGUACUGGUGCUCUGACCAUGCCCAAGGCCUUUUCCACAGCUGGGUGGGUAGUCAGUCUGGCACUCAUCUCCUUUUUAGCUUUUAUGAGUUACAUGACGACAACAUUUGUGAUUGAGGCCAUGGCUGCGGCCAAUGCCUUGCUACACUGGAAAAGGAGAGAACAGGAAGAGAUCAAAGACAGUGAUUCUAGCUCUGAUUAUUCAGAUGAUGAGGUUAUCAUCCGGGGACGGUCAGAGCAAGUUGAGACUCGACCAAUUCUUUCUGUCCGGCCCACUUUAGUGGACUACUUUGACAUUAUGGAAAGAGUUGAGAUGGGACAAAUGGCGUCCAUGUUUUUCAAUAAAGUUGGUGUCAAUAUGUUCUACAUAUGCAUCAUUGUAUACCUGUAUGGAGACCUGGCAAUCUAUGCUGCUGCUGUGCCCAUGUCAUUGAUGGAAGUGGCCUGCGGGAAUCACUCCUGCAACACUGGAAGUUUGAAGUGCAAUGACACAGAGUCAUGCUGGGGGCCUGUGAAACGGAAAGAUGCUUACAGAGUCUUUCUGGCGAUCUUCACACUGCUUUUGGGACCUUUUACAUUCUUCAAUGCACAGAAGACCAAAUACCUUCAGAUCCUCACCUCACUUAUGAGAUGGAUUGCUUUUAGCAUGAUGAUUAUCCUGGCGCUGAUCCGCAUUGGCAAGGGACACGGCAAGGGCCACCCUCAAGUUGCGCAGCUCACUGGAAUACCAAAUCUCUUUGGGGUGUGUGUGUAUUCCUUCAUGUGCCAGCAUUCCCUGCCAUCCCUGAUCACACCGAUCUCAGACAAACGGAGGGUGGGAGCCUUGCUGAUAGUUGACUAUGUUCUCAUUCUUGGCUUCUACACCCUGCUGUCCUUCACGGCCAUCUUCUGUUUUGACAGCUCACUGCUGCGAGACAUGUACACACUAAACUUCACUGAUAACUGUGACGUGCUGGGCUUGGCUACCCUCCGCUACUUCCUGGGGCUCUUCCCCGUGUUCACCAUCAGCACCAACUUCCCAAUUAUAACAGUCACACUACGCAACAACUGGAAGACGCUCUUCCACCGGGACGGAGGCACUUACCCAUGGGUGGUGGACCGCAUUGUGUUCCCCCUUAUAACCCUGGUGCCGCCCAUCAUCGUGGCAUUUUGUACACAUGACCUGGAGGCACUUGUGGGCAUCACCGGCGCCUACGCGGGCACAGGAAUUCAAUACAUCAUUCCGGCCACCUUGGUGUACUUUAGUCGCCGUCACCUGGAGCCUGUGUUCGGAAGGGGCGUUGUGAACAAGCACAGGUCUCCCUUCUUUCAUACAUUCUGGGUAGCAUUUGUGGUGCUUUGGGCAACUUUCUGCCUGAUGUUUGUCACAGCUAAUAUCAUUCUAACAGCAGAAAGCAAGAACUGAAUGCAUAUUAGUAUUUUUUUUCUUUUUUCCCUUAUUUUAAUUAUGAAAGUCUUUGGCACACAUGUAGAUGGUAUUUUACAUUUUGGGUAGCAAUUCAACAUUUAGAUUUGGUUUAACUAGGUUAAAUGUAAAAGGGACCUUUUUUGUUUGGCAAUUUAAGUUAAUCUAAAUCUAAAGUUCUUAAAUAUUUUUUCAGACUGUAGAUUAAAUUUCUACUUCAGAACGUCAUCUAGUGGCAGUUAAUUUGCACUAUAUUGCUUACAGCUUUUUAACAGACAGCAGCCAGGCUUUUUUCUGAUUUGUUUUCAUCAAAUCUUUAUUACUUGCCUUUUCCUCUUUCACGUAGUUCUGCAAGACGAGUUAAAAUCAGGAGAACCUAGUGGCAUAUUGUUAUCAUUCUUCAAAUCCUGAAGUGAACUAAUGGAUAUGUGACUUUAUCCCAGAGGGGAAUUCACUAAAAUGACCAAAUAUGCUCAUUCCAUUCAUGGUCGUACUCAGAAAACACAUUCACAAUGGGUCUCUCUCUUUAUUUCUUUAUUUCUCUUUCUUAAAAUUCAUAGCAGUUAUAGCAUGCAUGUAAUAAUUACACUGUCUUUUAUUACGUAAAGCAUAGUAUUUCAAUCACAGACAUUUUAUUCAUCCCUCUCUUCCUUCUCUUCCUCCCUUUUUAUUACCAAAACUAAAUGUCCACUUCAGUGUAGCCCAUGAGCUGAGAACAGAGCAAAGCAAUUCAGGGAUAAUCACUUUCACAUCUGCCGUUUUCAAUAUUACUAACUGACUGCCUCCUCACGUGAGUUAACCAUUGAGUGAGGAGGUCGUGGGUCCUACUGCAUCAUGGGUCAGGUUACUCUGAAUAUGUGUAUCGUAAUAUAUUGUAGCUUCUAAUCCAGCCUUGAAUUAUGAGCUUUGUGAUUCAACGGCCUUCCCCACUUGUAAUUCAGGUUUCAGAUCCACCAUUAAUCAGUUACAAAUCUUAUGCAGGCUUUUCGGUCAUAGUCUCCACUGUCAGAUCAGAUUGAUGCACCCCUUCUCUUCAUAAUUCUUUCAUGUGGUGGUGUCAGCGCUUGUCAUUUGAUCGUCAGCAACACAUUUGAUACUGUAAAUUGACUGCUGCUCUCUGUGAGAGUGUGCGCUCCUGAUCAAAGAAGAAAGGAAGGAAGUCUCAAAACCAUGACUGCUGUCAUGUGUGGCAUGGCACUAGUGCUCGAGUUUUGCACACAUUACCUUGGGCUUGUUCAAGCUGCAUAAGAUUAUUUUGGAUAAGAUGCCUCUACACUCUCCUGGUAAUGUUUACAGCAUGUGUGUGUGUGUGUGUGUGUGUGUGUGAGAGAGAGAGAGAGAGAGAGAGAGAGAGAGAGAGAGAGAGAGAGAGAGACAGACAGACAGACAGACACACACGUGUGUACACGUGGCCUGUAGCACAAAUACCAAGUCAUCUUUGAAGGACAGUAUGAGACUGUAGUUCAUGGCUCAGAAGUUAACAUGAAUAUUACAUCUCAUUUUCAGUAAAUUUGUAGUGAACAUCAUUAUUCACUGAAUUAGUGUAGUUCCAACUUCCUUUUAUUUAAGCCAUGAAUGUUUCUUCAGUUCUUUAUGGUUUAUUUUGAACAAAUGUAUUAUGUUGUUGAAGUAUAAACUAUGAAUGAUAGAAGUGAAGAAAAUGUGCCUUUCUCCCAGGGUUCAUCUUACCUUUACAUGUGUGACAUGUAUUUUGUGUCUGUGCAGCCUGUCAAUCUCUGCAUGUAAGUUAUUUUAUAUAUUGACAAUCAAUGUCUUGUGAUAUCAAAUACAGGAAUACUUUUUAAAUGUGA